CUGCACAAAAGAGCAUCACCGGGUGAGGAUGUCUACUUCGAGAGGUGCUUCACGGAGGAAGAUCCAACUUGGUACGAAGAUGAAGAAGCCACAUCGAGAAGACGAACAACCAUAUCGUUCGGUGAAAUGAUCGGCUGCGACAAUGACAAGUGUGAAAUCGAAUGGUUCCAUUUUGAAUGCAUCGGUCUGACUACAAAACCGAAAGGAAAAUGGUUUUGUCCAAAUUGUCGGCAUCCUGAUAGUGCUCGAAUACCAAAAGCUGCUCGAGCUAUCAGUAGUAUAAACAGUCGAAAUUCCGCAGCGGUUGAGAAAGUCUAG
Molecule: messenger RNA, 318 nt
Organism: Angiostrongylus costaricensis
Lineage: Eukaryota; Metazoa; Nematoda; Chromadorea; Rhabditida; Metastrongylidae
Source: the annotation of a GenBank genome assembly